Molecule: messenger RNA, 1263 nt
Organism: Plasmodium inui San Antonio 1
Lineage: Eukaryota; Apicomplexa; Aconoidasida; Haemosporida; Plasmodiidae
Exons: 1
Coding region: 1-1263 (420 amino acids)
Biological process (GO): fatty acid beta-oxidation
Cellular component (GO): mitochondrion
Molecular function (GO): enoyl-CoA hydratase activity
Source: RefSeq, a predicted model, not a curated record
AUGCUCGCGCGGAGGAGUCCCUUUUCGAAGCUGCUGAGCAGCAGGACGGCCCAUGUCGUCUUUAGAAGAGGCCUCCCCAAGUUGGUCUCUCUGCCCAGGCGGCACAAAAGCAGUACCAAGGAAUCGCAAGACGCCUCCGCGAAGGACGCACCGGUGAAAGAUGCAACCAAUCAUCACUUCAGCCACCACAGGUACGUGGACUUCUACCGUGAUGAAUCAAUGAGCGUUGGCAUUGUAAGAUUUAGAAACAUCAUCAAUGGGAAAAAGAAUAUCUUUGGAGAUGUCCUAGACGAGCUGAAGAAUGUCAUAGAACACAUCACCAACAUCAUGUCCAAUGAGGAGAUGAACGCCUUCUACAUAAAAGAGUUUCCACGGAGGGAAAACUACUUGGUGAAGAAUUUGCGCAACAGGAUUCCUUACUUGGACAAUCGGAUGAAGGUCCUGAUCCUUAGCGGGGAGGGUGGACAGACUAAGGGUGCAGGCGGUGGUAAGGAUGGUGAGGCUGCCACCACCACCGCUUCCACCCCGGACUAUAACUCCUUCCUGAAGAACGACGAGCAGCUGAACGUGCAGCUUGCCAAUUCAUUCCGCUACCUAUGCAACACAAUUCAGAAUCUGCCGCUAAUCACAAUAAGCAGCAUCAACGGGCAGUGCUACAACAGUGCAAUGGAUCUGAUGCUCUCCACGGAUUUCAAAUUGUCUAGUGAAGACAGCACCUUUGGAUUUAAUAAAACACAUUUAGGAUUAUUUCCCUACGGAGGGAGCACACAGAAGCUGUUCCGAGCCAUUCCAAUGAGUUACGCAAAGCAUUUGCUACUUACAGGAGAUACCAUAAGAGCGAAGGACGCACUGAGGAUUAACCUAAUCGAUAUAUGUAUGAAUCAAAAUGAGGAGCAUUUUAUAGACAACUCUUGUGUUCACUUUGAUAGCAGCUUGACGAAAAAGCAGAAGAUGGAGAUUCUAAAACAAAGUGUUGUAACUUUCUUUCCUGAUAUUUUUUCAAAUGAAUUAUUUAAUGACAAGAUGAAGGAUAGUUGUUUUGUCUUUUCCCUUUUUUUUGCCUUCCACUUUCUGUUCAUUCCUACGAACAUUUUACAGAAUGUUAAAAUGAGCAUCAUGGAGGGCAUGUCGCUGAACGAGCCCAAUUUGUACCUUGAUCACGAUAGGGCCCUUUUCGAGCGGAAUAUCAACGCACCUCAGAGGGGGGAGAUCCUCGCCUACUUGAAGCGGAGAGCUAGUGGCGCGGUUACAGUGCCCACGUGA